Messenger RNA from Saccostrea echinata, 3836 nucleotides. RefSeq names its product transcription initiation factor TFIID subunit 2-like. The transcript is spliced from 32 exons. Gene Ontology annotation, biological process: transcription initiation at RNA polymerase II promoter. Bases 51 to 3791 code for a protein of 1246 amino acids. Gene Ontology annotation, cellular component: transcription factor TFIID complex. The record is from RefSeq and is a predicted model, not a curated record. Gene Ontology annotation, molecular function: chromatin binding; transcription cis-regulatory region binding; RNA polymerase II general transcription initiation factor activity. Lineage: Eukaryota; Metazoa; Mollusca; Bivalvia; Ostreida; Ostreidae.
CUUGAAUCAGAUUUGUUGAAAGAUUGAUUUUCCACUCUUAACAUUGAAACAUGAAGAGGGAAGGAAAGUCGGAUGUUACAAGGCCGUAUAAAUUGGCUCACCAGACUUUGUGUAUCCGUGCAAUAAAUCUCGAGAAGAAGUCCUUAAUAGGCUAUGUUGAACUUCUCAUCCAUCCCCUAAGACAUGAUUUAAAAAGGGUGAAGAUUAACAGCAAACAGUGUCGUAUUUAUCAUGUGUCUAUAAAUGACCAGCAUGAGGCCAAAUUUUUGUAUAAUGACCCAACACUAGAAAUAUGCCAGGGAGAUGCAAAACAGAGAAACCUGGAUUACUUUCAGCAUUGCCAUUUCUCUGCAAUGUCUGCCGUUGAUCCUGACAAUGGGAAUGGAGAAAUCACUGUCCGUCUCCCUCCAGAAAUGUACAUGCAUAUAGCAGAGUUACGCCCAUUUCGUGUAUGCAUUGAGUUUUCCUUAGAAAAUCCGAAAGGUGGUCUGCAUUUUGUUAUACCAGACAUACAAGGACCUGUUCAUGAAAAAGCUCCACAUGCAUUUACUGGAGGCCUUAAUAAUUGUUCCAGACUAUGGUUCCCAUGUCUGGACACAUAUUCAGAGCCAUGCACAUGGAAAAUUGAGGUGACUGUUGACAAUGAAUUGACAGCUGUGACCUGUGGGGACCUCAUUGAGGUGAUAUCAACCACUGACAAAAAAAGGAAGACGUUCCACUACUUCCUGUCAGUUCCUACAUCUGCACCUAACAUUGGAAUGGCUGUAGGGCCAUUUGAAAUCUAUGUGGAUCCCAACAUGCAUGAAGUGACCCACUUCUGUUUACCACAUCUGUCAGAAAUUCUUAAAUAUACAACAAACUAUAUUCACAAGGCUUUUGAGUUUUACGAGGAGCUGUUGUCUAGUAGAUAUCCAUACUCCUGCUAUAAACACGUAUUCGUGGAUGAAGCUUAUGAUGAAUCUACUUCUUAUGCCACCUUGUCAAUUCUGAGCACAAACUUGUUACACUCCAACAGGAUUAUAGACCAGACCAUAACCACAAGGAACAUCCUGGCAGAGGCCAUUGCUAAACAGUUCUUUGGAACCUUCAUUGCCAUGCAAACUUGGUCUGAUGCCUGGCUGCCGCUUGGAAUCUCUGGUUAUUUAGGCGGCCUUUUCAUCAAGAAAACUUUUGGAAACAAUGAGUACAGGUUCCGAAUUUCAAAUCAUUUGAAAGAUGUCCAAGAAUAUGAGAACAGAGUGGGAGGAAUUGUGUUAGAUCCAACAAAACGUGACUCCAAUCAUCACUUCUCUAUCAAGAGCCCCCAUACAGUCUCCCCACGAUACAUGGAGGCUUUCAGAUCCAAAUCUCUGCUGGUUAUCAGGAUGUUGGAGCAGAGGAUAGGGGAACAACUCCUUAUACAGGUUUUUAAUAAGCUAGUAGCCUUGGCCUCGACAGGAGCUUCACAGAAAGUGGGGGCCAAUGCCUGGGGAAACCUCCUCCUGUCCACAUCAUCUUUUCUUAAGAUCAUAUCAACUGUGACAGGGAAAGACAUCAGUCCUUUCCUAGAUCUAUGGGUGUCCCAGAGUGGAUGUGCCAGAUUUUUUGGAAAUUUUGUGUUCAACAGAAAAAGAAAUGUGGUAGAGUUAGAGUUGAAACAGGAUCUUGGUGCCAAAGGGUCCAUCAAAUAUGUGGGACCACUGACAGUUACUAUUCAGGAAUUGGAUGGUUCUUUCAACCAUAACUUCAAAAUUGAGGAAAACAAGACAAAGUUUGACAUAACUUGCCAUUCAAAAUGCAGAAGAAAUAAGAAGAAAAAGAUUCCACUAAUGACCGGGGAGGAGGUUGAUAUGGAUCUUAGUGCCAUGGAUGCUGAUUCUCCAGUUUUAUGGCUGCGCGUUGAUCCAGAUAUGAGCUUACUGAGUCAUGUGACUUGGGAACAACCAGAUUACAUGUGGCAGUACCAGCUCCGAUAUGAACGGGACAUUGUUGCUCAGAGAGAGGCCAUCAGAGCUUUGGAGAAUUACCCCACAGCAGGGACCAGAAGAGCACUGACAGACAUACUGGAGGAUGACCACUGCUUCUACAGAAUCAGGAUGGAGGCUGCAUACUGUCUGGCAAAGGUUGCCAAUUCAAUGGUGGGUGUGUGGGCAGGACCCCCAGCAAUGAUGACAAUCUUUAGAAAAAUGUUUGGAUCCCAUUCUUGUCCUGCCAUCAUCAGACAGAAUAACUUCUCCAAUCUCCAACAUUACUUCUUACUCAAGACUAUCCCAAAUGCCAUGGCCAUGCUGCGUAAUAUUCACACAAUAUGUCCCCCAGAAGUGUUCAAAUUCAUCAUGGAGCUCUUCAAGUAUAACGACAACAGCAGAAACAAGUUCUCUGACAACUACUACAGAGCUGCAUUGGUGGAUGCUGUUGCUAAAACUGUGACUCCUGCCAUUACUCUCAUGACUACACCAGGACAGGGUCCUACAGCUGACAAUUUAUCAUUAGAAACCAAACAGAUUCUGGAGGAAAUUACUCGUUACUUGAACCUAGAGAAAUUACUGCCAUGUUACAGGCACACAGUUACUGUUAGUUGUCUCAGUGCCAUCAGAACUCUACAGAAGUUUGGCCACCUGCCCAGUGAGGUAGAAUUCUUUAAGAGUUACGCCAGGCAUGGAGUGUUUAGGGACAUUAGGCUGGCCGCUAUUGAUGCCAUAGUUGACUUCAUCAAAACGGAGUCUAGACCAGAGGACAUGUACUGGAUUUUGAGUUUAGUGGAGACAGAUCCAGAUCUUUACAUCAGGCAUUAUGCACUCCAACAACUAGUGUUAAAUCCACCCUUCAGAAGAUUGGAAGCUAGUGCCCUACACACAGAGGGAUUAGUAGAGAGACUAUGGAAGAUGAUGAAUUGCACAUUUUCCUAUGACAGUAGGUUACGAUGUGAUGUGGUCGACGUUUAUUUCACACUGUAUGGACGGACACGCCCAUCUUGUUUACCUAUACCUGAUAACAUGGUUGUGCUAAAUCUGAAGGACAAGAGAAAUAGAAUGAAUCCAGCAUUUGUUCCUGAUGAAAUGGAGGAGAUGUUUGAUGAUGAGGAUGAGGAGCUUAUGGAGGAGGAGAAUUCUCAGAUGGACACAGAGACAGAUGUUGAUGUCACCAACAUUGGGGGUGAGGACUCCUCCCUAAAGAGGAAGUCACCCCCUGCCUCUGACACAUCAGUAGUUAUGUCCCUCGGAAGUGUCCCAGAGACUUGUCCCGAGGGUAUAUUCAAUGAGGACAGCACAUCACAGUCCAAAAAGCUUAAACUCAAGAUGCCCUCAGAACCUCCGGUGGAGACCCAGGUAUCUGAGCCCCCAGUGGUCUCCGGGACUCAGGAAGUCACGGUGCCAAAAACACCAAUCACUCCGUCAUCAGCUACAUCUGCUUAUGCUGCUGAAUUCCUCAAAUUUGUUGGGGUCAAACAAGAGCCACCAGCUCCAGAAUCUCAGAUGUCCAUCACCAUGGAUACGUCGUCUCGACUGAGUGAGGGAUCCUCAUCUCCUACGAACACUCCAAGGCCAUCAGAAUCUGGUGCUCCCCUGUCAUUUGCUGGACUGUUGCCAUCUUCAGCAUCUGCUACAGAUUUGUCGUCUGCUACAGACUCUAAAGCACAUAAAGCCAAAAAGAAAAAGAAGAAAAACAAACACAAGCAUAAACACAAGCACAAACAUGACAGACCAGACAAGGAUCCAUUGGAGAGGAUCCGAGAGGGGUCUCAAAACAGCUCAGAAAAUUCACCAAGUCUACAACAUUCUACACUCAGUUCCCCUGAAUUUGAAAUUUAACUUUCAAAAUGAUGUAAAUGAUGUAAAUAAAUGAUAUAAAUAAAG